GCAGGUUGGCAGCCGCCGGCUGCUCUCCCCCGCAGCAGAGGCUUGUGUCACUCCUGCCCCGGGGCUGCAGGAGCCUGGGGCGGCUGCGGACGGCACAGGGAAGCUCAGUACGGUGCUCUCUCGUAACCCGGCUGCUCCAACCCGACGGAGGGCGGCUGAGGGACUAUUGGGGUGGUGAUGAUAGCCCCGCAGCUCCGAGCCCAGCUGCUAAUGAGGCCGUUAACACCGUGACUCAGCACCAGGGAGCGAGGGGUGUAGGAAGUACGAGGGUCCCCCGAAACGAAAUGGGCUCCGGCUGCCCUGCUCCUGCGGUUUCUCCACCGAAUGACUUGCUCGAGGGUGACCGGCAGGGCGGCUGGUUGUGACUUGGCUUUAUCAGCCGCUUUAACGACGGUAGCAGUUACCGGGGAAGUUUUACCUUGGACUUUCAUCCAGCCGCAUCAAAGCUGUGCUAUAAAACCUGGGCCGUCUCAGAGGAGCCUUUACCGAAUCCCUUUGCCCUCACAGGUCAAGGUUGAACAUGACUGCAGAGUUCUCCCUGGACAGGGCAGCUGAGAUGGACCUUCCGGACCCUGCAGGCCCUGCUGCCCUCCCCAAGCAUAUUCUAGAUGUCUGGGUCAUCGUCUUGAUCAUCCUGGCCACCAUCCUUAUUAUGACAGCGCUGGUGCUGUGCCCAGCCACUGCUGUCAUCAUCUACCGGGUACGGACUCACCCCACACGCAAUGGCAUUGUGUGAGGCUUCGAGGGACGGCCAGCUUGCUGGGCAGGGUGCCACAGCCAUGGGACCUACAGCCUGAUGGGGCAGCCUGAGAGCUGGGAAGAGAUGGGCAGGAGCCAGGGUGGGCCAGCACCCAGACAUCUGCCCCCGUGCUCUGCUCUCACUGCGUGAACCUGCUGCCUCCUCUGUACCCACUGAGUUCAUGGGGAUGGCUGGGGGGAUGGUGACCUGGGCACCAGCGGGCACAUGUGUGACUUUGAGGAUGUGCCCAACCAGGAGCAACUUGCUGAUCUUGCCUUCUCUGGCGACCCUGCCUCCUACCUGGCAAGCAGCAAGGUGUGGAAAUACCUGGCAGAGUUAUUUCUUUGGAGCUGCAGCUAUUGGGGUGGUUGGGAAGGAAGGGUCAGUGCAAGACUGGCACUGGCUGUGCAUUUAGAGACUCAGCUGAAAACAUUGGUGACAGAGCCUGUCCUGGCUGCAUGGUAGCUGUGCAGCUGGCACUGGCUUCUCUACCAGAUACCUGCUGAAACUGUAGAAAAACCUUACAGGGUGCUUGGUUCCUCUGGGUCCUGCAGGGCAGAUGAGCAUGGGCAGGCCCUGCCAAUCUGCCUGCCCACGUGCUGGCUUCGCUCAGUGCUCCUGCUGAUGGCCAGGGCUUCUGGCACACCUGCUCCCUUGUGGCAGGGGGAUAUGUGUACUCCUUGCCUGGGCAGGCAAAGCAGAAAGUUUUCUUGGGUUUCAUGCCCAAGGAACCGUGUAAGCUCUUACUUUGCUCCUUGCUAUGAAAUAAAUUGACUUUGAUCUACA
Messenger RNA from Pogoniulus pusillus (Red-fronted tinkerbird), 1525 nucleotides. It is a transcript of the gene SMIM3, whose product is annotated as small integral membrane protein 3. The transcript has 2 exons. Bases 521 to 736 code for a protein of 71 amino acids. The record is from RefSeq and is a predicted model, not a curated record. NCBI's taxonomy places the organism in Eukaryota, Metazoa, Chordata, Aves, Piciformes, Lybiidae.